Messenger RNA from Scaptodrosophila lebanonensis, 2111 nucleotides. RefSeq names its product pickpocket protein 19. NCBI's taxonomy places the organism in Eukaryota, Metazoa, Arthropoda, Insecta, Diptera, Drosophilidae. Bases 259 to 1695 code for a protein of 478 amino acids. Gene Ontology annotation, cellular component: membrane. Gene Ontology annotation, molecular function: ligand-gated sodium channel activity. The record is from RefSeq and is a predicted model, not a curated record. Gene Ontology annotation, biological process: sodium ion transmembrane transport. The transcript is spliced from 8 exons.
UAUUGAUGGACUGCCGCCGAAUUCAGCGACAGUCUGCGGUUUUUAUUUGUACGCUCCUGUCACACGGCCAGAAACUUUUAGCACCAACUACCUAUUAAAGUGAUUUAAUUAAGGGCGUGUGUUACCGUUGCGAUGUGUGGUGUGAGUUGAUAAACAUAGUGUGAGAUAGCUACGUUAAAAGUGCCCAAUUGAUAGCACGAAUUUGGCUAAGGGUGCGUGCCAAUUAGCUGAAAAUAAGCCAUCAAUCAGUUCAUCAAAAUGAGUAAAGUAAUAAAGUCGACUGAUAUACCUAGACAUAAUAUUAGUGACCAGGGAUGUCAUGGACAGAUCAAUAAGCAAAAGCAUGAAGAGCAAGCGCGAGAAAUAUGUUGCACUGUCAAUAGCUCUAAGGCUUUUCAGCGAUGUGUUCGCUUGCCAUUCGUAUUGAUGGCUGCCGCCCUGACAGUCUACGUAUGUAUUCUGUCCUCCGAUCGCUAUUUUAAUUUUUGGGUACAAACUUCCAUUGAACGCACCGAUCUCCAUGUCUCAGAAAUUGAUUUUCCAGCCGUGACCAUUUGCCCAUCAAAAUUGAGCAAAUUAAAUCUGUCGACUACACAAGAUCAUGCACAGUUUGAAAAGAUCUUCAAUUUGGCACAAGAUGUCCUUUGGCAAACAAGAGACGUUGCAAAGGCAACAGUGCCUGAUUUUGCCCAGUUUAGCGAAUAUAAUGGUCAAUUGCUACAGAACCUCUAUCAAUAUUUUAAUUUCACAUGUGAAGAAUUUUUUCAUGAGUGCUACUGGCGCCGCCAAAUGAUGCGAUGUUGUGCCCUCUUUCGACGACAGGGUGCCUGCUAUGUCUUCAACACAGUUCGCGGACAGAAUACCGAUCCUACUUGGCCAUGGGUCGUGGCUGAUGCUGGCCCAUACAGUGCCCUCAAUGUUCGCAUUAGACGACAGUUACCGAAUCUUACAGUAAACAGCAUCGGAGUCAUUUUACAUGAGCCAGAUCAGUAUUUAGCGUCCAGUAUCAUUUAUACUACAGAUGAUCGAAUUGUGGUGCCUGUGCAACCCUUGCGUUUCACUGCUGAGGAGGAUGUAAGGUCGCGCCCAGUCGCCAUGCGCCACUGUUAUUUCCCGCAAGAGUUAAACAGAAUUGGAGAAUUACGCAGUGAUUGUAUUCGCAACUGCAAUUUGCGCUUCAUACAGAAGAAGUGCAACUGCCAUUAUGAUACGCCAUUACCCCUUCAACAGCAACAGCAGGAGCUUUCCAGCAGUUCUGAUGGCCGCCGCAGAUGCAGUCUGAGUGAUAUACCGUGCUUUUAUCAGAAUAGAUUAUCUUUAUAUUCAAUGAGCAACAUUAUCGAGGAGUCCAAUGAAUCCGUCUUUACCACUGUGGACUGCGGCUGUUAUCCAAACUGUGAUCACACACAAUAUCACUUUUUGGCUUACACGGAGCGCUGUAACACCCACGAAACUAAUAGUAGCUUCAUAGUACUUGAUGUCUAUUACCAAGAAGAAACUUUGUUCUCAUAUCGCUCAGUGUUGCGCUUCAGUUUGUUGGAUUUGAUGGUUUCAUAUGGCGGCAUUGCGGGUCUGUUUCUGGGCAUAUCCUUAAUCGGUGCUAUAGAUGCUUUUCUGGUGUGCAUUGCUGCCGAUUUUUCACGUAUCUCAGCUACCUGUAAAAACAACGGCCUAAAUUUAUGCCCAUCCAAAUAAUAUGUUUUUAAAAUGCUACCUGCCGUAGCAGUGGAAAAUUACCAACCAAGGCUCGCAAAGACACUUCUUUGUCUUAUAAUAAAGGUUACAGAGGUUGGAGAGCAAUGAAAUGUGUUUUAGCCCAUGAAGCACCGAAAUCUAAGAUUUUAUUUUAUGAGGAAGACCUCUGUGACGUAGAAUAAUGGCCUAAGAACCCUGCUCAUAAAAUACCCUAUUCCAAAAAAAGGAAGUAUUUUGGUUUGCUUAUAACAUACAAAUAUAUUGUUCCAGAACAUUGCUUUAGUUUUUCUCCUUAGAAAUAGAGCAAUGAUGUUUACAAGUUCAUAUACAUACUUUAAGCAUUCAGAUGAGUCGAGAAGAAAGAAAGAAGAUAUUUUCCACAGGCGAAUCCAAAUCGCGAUAUAUGCCUAUCUGUU